Messenger RNA from Tetranychus urticae (two-spotted spider mite), 996 nucleotides. RefSeq lists its product as uncharacterized. The record is from RefSeq and is a predicted model, not a curated record. Lineage: Eukaryota; Metazoa; Arthropoda; Arachnida; Trombidiformes; Tetranychidae.
GUGAAACAAAGAAAAUAUUUUUGGACCUUUUCUUGUUCUUUUUUGUUGCUCAAAGUUGCAGUUUUGAUGAAAAAAAUAUUGAACAUCUAAACGCAAUUACACUGACCGUUUGGGUUAAAGGUGCAAACCCAUGCGCUGAUAUGAAAAGGAUAAAGGCCAAUAAGAAAUAUUAAUAAAGUUUCGUUCGAUGCUUUUUGUCUCAUUUUUUGGACAAAUAAUGUAUAACAAAGAUAUUCUGGAAACUCGAAGGCUGCGAACAAAUUUGGUGAGCAAUUUUUUCCUUCAACCAUUUUCAAGUUGCUUUUUAAUCUGGUUUUAAAUUCAGUUUUUCAUUCAAAUUGGUUAAAAGGUUCAUUUGGUGAAUAAAAAGCUGCUUUCCAUUGUUUUUAAGUGCAACUUUCAACAGUAAACAAAUUGUAUUUCAAGUUGUAAAUUGAAUUUUGUUGAAUGGCUCUGCACUUUUUAAGCUCGUUUGUAAUAUUUCAAUUUGCUCUUGUUUUCUAUCAAAUUCUUGAAUGCACUCACACCAUUGCUGAGACUGUUGAUCUGGAUGACAAACUUGGUCUUGAACAGCAGUACAUAUUCAACAAUGGCUUCUCAUUGGAUCAAAGUGAUCCGGAUGAGAUUCAUUUCCAUGAAUCCCUGGCACUGUUACCUGAUCUAGUUAAUGUUGGUAAAAGAGCAAAGUCGAGUAAACCUCGAAGAUUGAGGAGUGGAUCAAUGGAUAGAUCAAGAUACAGAGGAACCAAAUUGAAAAAGUUUCCCGAAUCCAUGAAGGCUGGUGACAUUGCUCGACUUCUGAUGGAACUGGCUGAGAGACGAGGAAUCUCGUAUAAUAACAAAGCCAUUCGCUAUGGACUAAGCUAAGAUAAUUAGAGAACAGUUUUCAAGAGUUUAAUUUAAAAUAAAAUUCUGUCUAAAAUUAACUUUAAUGAACAAAUGAAUUAUUAACAAAAAGAAUCCAAACUUAUCUUAAUAAAUAUCUCAUUAAUUCAA